AAUCUCCUCAUGCUUCAAAGGGAGACCCGUGGCAGAACAUGUGGAUACUCUGUUUUUUGAAUCUUUGAGAAAUUGGAGACUGGAGAGCCAUGGAGUGAAGCGCAAAACAGACUGAUGGCUUCCGUCCCUCUCGGCUGUUCGUUGCCUCUGCGAACACUAUAUUUGUCCUCUCGCCAGCACAAAACCUUUGAUGCCAUAUGUUGCUGUGCUUCUACGGCUUCAACUUCACACAGCCUCAGUAAAAGAGCCAGCACUGAGACCCCAGGAGAAGGCUUAAAGCCAAUCGUUGUGCAUGGCGAUCCGCCCACUUUUGUCACUGCCCCCGGAUGCCGAAUAGUCGCAAUUGGGGAUUUGCAUGGAGAUCUUGCUAAAGCUAGAUGUGCUCUUCAGAUGGCUGGUGUCUUGAGUUCUGAUGGCCGAGACUUAUGGGUUGGUGGACAAACGGUGUUAGUUCAACUUGGAGAUAUACUUGACAGGGGUGAGAAUGAAAUUGCAAUUUUAUCCUUGUUGAAGUCGUUAGAUAUCCAGGCAAAAGCUAAUGGAGGUGCAGUUUUCCAGGUUAAUGGAAAUCACGAAACCAUGAAUGUGGAAGGAGAUUUUAGAUAUGUUGAUUCGGGUGCCUUUGAUGAGUGUGCUGACUUCCUGGAACACUUGGAAAUCUGUAACCAUAACUGGGAAGAAGCAUUUAUUGGUUGGGUUGGUGUAUCUAAAAGAUGGAAAGAAGAGCGUAAGCUGGUACAAAAUCAUUGGGAUCCCUGGAAUGUGGUGAAGCGACAGAAAGGGGUCAUUGCUAGAUCAAUUCUCCUAAGACCAGGAGGUCCAUUGGCAUCUGAAUUGGCACGUCAUGCAGUUGUUCUCAAAGUUAAUGAGUGGGUAUUCUGUCAUGGUGGUCUUCUUCCUCAUCAUGUUGAAUAUGGCAUAGAGAGGAUAAACAGAGAAGUAUCUUAUUGGAUGAAAGGCCUUAGCAUGGAAGAUGAUUAUCCAGAAAUCCCUUUUAUAGCCACCAAGGGCUAUAACAGUGUAGUUUGGAGUCGUUUAUACUCGAGAGACACAGAGGAUCUGCAAGAUUAUCAGAUCAAUCAGAUCCAAUCUAUUCUUCAAGAGACACUUCAAGCAUUGGGUGCCAAGGGAAUGGUGGUAGGACAUACUCCGCAAGCUACAGGAGUAAAUUGUGAGUUCAACUGUAGGAUUUGGCGCAUUGACGUGGGGAUGUCUAGCGGAGUUCUUGAUUCAAGACCCGAGGUUCUAGAAAUAAGAGACGGCAGAGCAAGGGCAAUCAGAAGUAAAAGAGAUGGAUACAGUGAACUCCAAGUAGUUGAUUAUACAUAAACUGCACCAGAGGCUUCCAGGGAGAAUUCAGUGUUCUAUUGGAGCUUCUUUUGCAUUGAAUGUCGACAGCAUCCAGUCUUAACAGAAUGACCUCAAGUUUUGGGCGUUCUGGCCACACACAAUUCCGUUUCAACCUUGAAAAUGACACCGUAAGGAAAAAGACUAGAGGGCUUCAAUCGACUCACGACCGCUGGAGUUCACCUACAGCAGAAACCGUAUGUAUGCAAAAAUUAUAUAUCAUGCUUCCUGAUAGUGGAAUCUUAUAGUUAUCUGUUUCCUUGAUGCACACAUGAAUUAGGUUAUGUGCAUUGUGGCUUGAUCUUUAUCUGAUACUUGGUCUUUGCCUAUGAAGCUUAUAAGCUUGAGCUUCUAAGCUAACACACCGAGAUUGACGAUCUUGGUCUGAAGUAUUGGAUUCAAAUCCCACUAGAAAUCUCUAUAUUUGUGUAAGUUGAUACGAGUUUAUCAUGCGUAGAAUUAUUACACGAUUGUUAAACGUAGUUUAUUAGUUAUUGAUGAGAAUCCUAAUGGAAUGAUGAUCAAAACAACCAAGAGAAGGUGGAACUGCACUGUUGAUAAGAAGGUACGUAUUACUACGAGCAACGAUGUUUCCCCUACAUGUUUUUCGAACUCUCAUCUUGGAACAAAACCACAGAAAAAGCUCUGUACUGUACUAUGGAGGGUGACCAACUCUUAUUAUUUCGACUUUGUAGCUUCAAAACUUUGAUCUUUUUCGAGUUGUAUACGAUUGCCCGUUGUGAUAUUGGAAAUAAGUCUUGAUUUCAACUCAUAA
Molecule: messenger RNA, 2122 nt
Organism: Sesamum indicum (sesame)
Lineage: Eukaryota; Viridiplantae; Streptophyta; Magnoliopsida; Lamiales; Pedaliaceae
Gene: SLP1
Product: Calcineurin-like metallo-phosphoesterase superfamily protein
Molecular function (GO): hydrolase activity
Source: RefSeq, a predicted model, not a curated record